CUUCUCAGCCGAAAACCCUAGAGAGAGAGAGAGAGAGAGAGAGAGAGAGAGGGAGGGAUACAGAUUUUAGAGAAUCAGCGAGCUUCCAUUCAUUCACACACUCAGUUUACUUGUCUUUUAUAUACACAGAGAGAAUCAACUCAAUUUCCAUCCAUACUACAUAUACGUUGAUCGAAGAUCACAUAGACGCCAAAGAAGUUACAUUCGGAGACAUUCAUCUGUUUUGGCUCAGUUGACACACACGUUCUUUGUAACAGUGAGUACAUGAGGUGAUUCAUCAAGUGCAAGCUAUUGUUCAAUAGUAAAAAGCUUCUGAGCACAAGAAGUAUUGGGACCUGUAACUAUAACUUGAACGUAGUCAACAUACCACUUUUUGCCUGAGGACUAUAGGAGCAAUAGAUCAGCUCUCUUUGACGGAAUAGAAGAGGGAGGAAUCAGGGUGCUCCAUCAUACUCCCAUGAAAUUGAUGAGUAGGAAAAUGAUAGAGCUGUGGAUGUACUUCAAGAUAGAGUCCUCUUGUUGAAGCGAACGUAUACCAAGGGAAAAGAAAAGCAAAUUGGUUGCAUCUGUCUUCGGGGAUCACAAAUCACAUGUUUUGCAUUGGAAAGGUGAAGAACACCUAUUUUUCACCUUCAUUUCUUGUUAACAAUUACAGUAGUUAUACAUGGAAGAAACCAGUAAAGCUCACCCGAAGCUCAGAUUUUUAUGGUGUAUCAAUAAGUCACAGUGAAGCUAUAAAGUCAGGCACCGUUGUAGAUACUUACAUUGCAAACAACAUAUUAAGUGGGUAUUCAAAAUGCAAGCAAAUAAACUUAGCUCGACAACUGUUCGAAGAAAUUACCCAAAGAGAUAUUGUUUCUUGGAAUUCAAUGAUCACUGGAUAUGUAAAUCUUGGAAAGAAUAAUAUAAGUUGGGAGCUCUUUAAAGCCAUGAAAAGAGAUGGGUUUAGUUAUGAUCAGUUUACAUUUGGAAGCAUUUUGAAGGGAAUUGCUUGGAUUAAUGAUUUAAAGGCCGGGAAACAAGUUCACUCUAUGAUUAUUAAGAUGGGUUACGAGUGGAAUGUAUUCUCAGCUAGUGCGCUUUUAGAUAUGUAUUCAAAAUGCAAAAGGAUUCAAGAUGCUUAUCAAGUGUUUGAGUGCAUACCUGAACCAAAUUUUGUCUCGUGGAAUGCAUUGAUUACAGGAUAUGCACAAAUAGGUGAUCGUGAGACUGCAUUCUUUCUCUUUGAUCGUAUGGAGAGACAUGCUAUUGGACCUGAUGAUGUAACAUUUUCUAGCCUUCUGACGCUGCUUGAUGAUCCUAAGCUCUAUAAAGUAACGAUGCAAAUCCAUGCCAAGAUGAUAAAAUGUGGUCGAUUAAUUGAUACUGCAGCACAUAAUGCAACCAUUACCUCAUACUCUGAAUGUGGGUCCAUUGAAGAUUCACGAAAGGUAUUUGAAGAUGAGGAUGGUAUCCGAGAUUUGGUCACGUGGAAUUCCAUGCUAGCAGCUUACGUGGUUCACGAUUACAAGUCCCUUGCAGUUGAACUUUUUAUUGAGAUGCAAAGACAUGGGAUUGAACAAGACAUGUACACAUACAGUAGUAUUCUUAGUGCUUGUUUUGGACUGAAACAUCACAAGGAAGGGAAAUCUUUGCAUGGGUUGGCGAUUAAAAGGGGUUUAGACCAGGCGGUACCUGUAUGUAAUUCAUUGAUUGCGAUGUAUCUGAAAUCCAGCAACACAUCUAUGGAAGAUGCAAUAAAAUGCUUUGACAGCAUGGAGUUCAAGGACAAUGUGUCUUGGAAUUCUAUCCUGACAGGAUUCUCACAGAAUGGGUUGAGUGAAGAUUCUCUGAAAUUCUUUGGAUGGAUGCGAUCCAGGCCUCUUCCAGUUGACCAAUUUGCCUUUUCAGCUGUCAUCCGAUCUUGUUCAGAUUUGGCCACUUUACAACUAGGUCAGCAAAUUCAUGUCUUAGUCCUUAAAUCAGGCUUUGAGUCUGAUGACUUUGUAUCAAGCUCACUCAUAUUUAUGUACUCCAAGUGUGGGGUCGUUGAAGAUGCAAGGAAAUCCUUCGAUGCAACUCCAAGAUGUAGCACAAUCACGUGGAACUCAAUUAUAUUUGGCUAUGCACAACAUGGACAAGGUAAUAUCGCUCUUGAUCUCUUCUUGGAGAUGAAUGAAAAGAAUGUAAAACCAGAUCACAUAACCUUCGUUGCAGUUCUCACUGCAUGUAGUCACAUUGGUUUGGUGGAAAAAGGUUUGACAUAUCUAAACAAUAUGGAACCUAAAUAUGGUAUUCGACCUAGAAUGGAGCAUUUUGCAUGUGGAGUUGACCUGUUGGGACGCGCUGGACAUGUCAGAGAAGCAAAAAAGUUAAUUGAGUCUAUGCCAUUUGAAGCUGACGCAACGGUGUUGAAGACCCUGUUGGGUGCUUGUAGGCUACAUGGUGACUUAGAAUUGGCUACUGAGAUAGCGAAACGCUUGUUAAUCUUGGAGCCUGAUGAGCACUGCACAUAUGUCCUUCUCUCUAGCAUGUAUGGUCAUCUGGGAAGUUGGGAGGAAAAGGCUUCUAUAAAGAGGUUGAUGAAGGAGAGAAUGGUGAAGAAGGUUCCUGGUUGGAGUUGGAUUGAAGUGAAAAACGAGGUUCAUUCUUUCAAUGCUGAAGAUCGGUCACAUCCUCAACAUGAAGAGGUCUAUCAAAGAUUGGAAGAACUAAUGGAAGAGAUUAGGUGGUUGUACAAUGGUGAAGAUGAGGAAUUUUCUAACACAUGAUUUUGAUUAUGUUGUUCAACCUUGAAGACUUGUACUAGCAAACAAUUUUUGUUGGAAUAUCGACAUGAAAAACAACGCUUAUCAACCUUUCAUUUCUGGAA
Molecule: messenger RNA, 2851 nt
Organism: Papaver somniferum (opium poppy)
Lineage: Eukaryota; Viridiplantae; Streptophyta; Magnoliopsida; Ranunculales; Papaveraceae
Product: putative pentatricopeptide repeat-containing protein At3g25970
Exons: 5
Coding region: 591-2750 (719 amino acids)
Biological process (GO): RNA modification
Molecular function (GO): RNA binding; protein binding
Source: RefSeq, a predicted model, not a curated record